AGGCAACCCCCACUAGGAUUCAUUCACCUCACAUCCAAUUCGCAACCAAAGAAACCAAACUCCCCUCCCCUCAUCCCAUCCCACCCGGUCUAAGCAAGGGCAAGCAGGGAAGUAAACAAAUGAACUGCCUCCGCACAACCGCCGCACGAGCCCUCCGCCCGCGCACAAUCGCUCCGCUGACCACGGCCCGCUAUGCCGGCGGAGGGUCCACAUCCCACUUCGAUGACAGCAGCGUGUACAAGUCACCCUUUGCCGGUCCCGGGCCCCGCGCCACAACAAGCAUCCCGGACUUCAGCAAGUAUCGUGGCGGGAGCACCUCGGGGAACAAGGUCUUUGGCUACUUCAUGGUCGGCACGAUGGGGCUUUUGUCCGCCGCUGGGGCGAAGGCAACUAUUCAAGGUCCCCUCCUCCCCUUUCUUCCGCCUCUAUCUGCCGCCAAUCACCGCGCUAAUCGAUUCUCUGGCACAGAUUUCCUGGUAAACAUGUCGGCAUCAGCCGACGUCCUAGCCAUGGCGAAGGUGGAAGUGGACCUCUCCGCUAUCCCGGAGGGCAAGAACGUCAUCAUCAAGUGGCGCGGCAAACCCGUCUUUAUCCGCCACCGCACGCCCGACGAGAUCGAGGAGGCCAACGCCGUCAAAGUGGAGUCCCUGCGCGAUCCCCAGACCGACGCCGAGCGCGUCAAGCAGCCCGAGUGGCUCAUCAUGUUGGGCAUCUGCACGCACCUGGGCUGCGUGCCCAUCGGCGAGGCCGGGGACUAUGGCGGGUGGUUCUGCCCUUGCCACGGAUCCCACUACGAUAUCUCGGGCCGGGUGAGGAGGGGGCCUGCUCCUCUUAAUAUGGAAAUUCCGGAAUACGAGUAU
Molecule: messenger RNA, 860 nt
Organism: Tuber aestivum (summer truffle)
Lineage: Eukaryota; Fungi; Ascomycota; Pezizomycetes; Pezizales; Tuberaceae
Source: the annotation of a GenBank genome assembly